AUGGCACGGGUGCUGUCGAUUCAGAGCCAUGUGGUGCAUGGCUAUGUCGGGAACAAGGCAGCGACCUUCCCGCUCCAAGUGCUUGGCUUUGAGGUCGACGCCAUCAACUCUGUCCAGUUCUCAAACCACACAGGGUACUCGCAAGUCAAAGGGACAAAGCAGACGGCCGAGGAGCUGUGGGACCUCUUCUCCGGACUCGAGCACAACGACCUUCUCUCCUACACCCACAUCCUCACAGGCUAUGUUGGCAGUGCGGAGUUCCUCUCCACUGUCGUGCGCAUUGUGCGGAAACUCAAGGAGCCAGCUCACCAAUUGGCUCUUCCCCACCACUACAACAACAAGGUGAACCCGGAUAUUGUGACCCAGUCCUCGGAGACCAUGGCCAACUCUACGUCCCAGCAGUUGAUACCGCUCGCCGACAUUGUCACGCCAAACCAGUUUGAGCUGGAGAUGAUCUUGGAGUGCGACAUCAAAUCUGAGGCGAUGGCGUUUGAGGCGCUGCAGCGGUGCUUGGCACUCGGUAUCAAGCACGCCGUGCUGACCAGCUUCCACGGCGACACCCGCGAGCGGAUUACCUUGCUCGGCUGUGCCCAUCCACAGCGAAGCAAGGAACAGGCAGAAGCGGCACAGGGAAGCACUGCGGACGGUGAUGGAGGUGACGGAGACGUGACGUCUGAGCUGACACGAUACCGCCUCACUGUUCCUCGGUUCGAUUUCUACUUCACCGGCACAGGCGACCUGCUCUCUGCGCUCAUCCUCGCGCGCACGUGGGAGGCGCCUGCAGACCCGAUGACAGCGGUCGCAAAGGCAGCAGCAUCCCUCCAGGGUGUGUGCCAACACACGUACGAGUACUGUCGCCAUGUGGAAGCACCGACGGCGCGGCACAAAGAGCUGCGGCUCAUCCAGAGCAAGCACCAGGAUCACAUUGAGUCGCCCGAUUUGAAUCUGCUCCGCGAGUGCGAGAAGCUGUAG
Molecule: messenger RNA, 972 nt
Organism: Salpingoeca rosetta
Lineage: Eukaryota; Choanoflagellata; Craspedida; Salpingoecidae
Product: pyridoxal/pyridoxine/pyridoxamine kinase
Exons: 9
Coding region: 1-972 (323 amino acids)
Biological process (GO): pyridoxal 5'-phosphate salvage
Cellular component (GO): cytosol
Molecular function (GO): pyridoxal kinase activity
Source: RefSeq, a predicted model, not a curated record